AUGGCGCGCCUCCUUUCGCUGAUGAAGCAACUCCAGGAGAUGUUGGAGCGUUGCGGACUAUCGGGCCUGCUGGAGAAGCCUUCGGAGCUGGAAGCUAUGCUUGUGCGCUACAAAGCCAUGCAAGCCUCCUUUGAGAAGAGCGGCUUCUCGGAGUUGUUUGAGGAUACCGACAGGCUGGACAAGUUCCUCGAGACUCACCGACAGGUCCGGUCGUCGUUCCAAGCUGCCGGCUUCGAGAAUUUGCUGGAUGAUGCCGCUGCAGCAGAGCAGUUCUUCCAACAGCGCCAGGCUUUCUUAUCCAAACUUUUCAAAGCACUGCUGCGACCGGGGUGUCGUACCCGCAAGCUGCAAGAGUGGGGAGUUUCUGCAUGGUGCAGAGAUAGCUAUGGGCUGAGUUCAUGUGCACGGGAUCUUCAGACAGGUAUGCUGAACCGUAAGACUGGCUGUAGAUGGAGUUUUAUGCUGUGA
This is a messenger RNA of Symbiodinium necroappetens, 468 nucleotides long. The record is from the annotation of a GenBank genome assembly. NCBI's taxonomy places the organism in Eukaryota, Dinophyceae, Suessiales, Symbiodiniaceae.